UUUGCUGGUAUGCUGUGCGUUUUGUACCAUAGCAAGUCUUCACAUCUCUAUCCUGCCUGCUUGCCGUUACACACCUGCUAACAUCCUUAUCCUUCAGUAUCUCUUUGAUUGCUUUAUGUCUGGGCUAGGGAUCUACUUCUCCCACAAGUUAGAAAGGCAGACUAAAAUGUGUCAAAAAGAACAGGAGCAGUUUCUUCAGAAACUUCUGAAAAAGCAGUCAUCUACAACUUAUGGCAAGGACAAGCAGUUUUCCACCAUGAAAGCUAGUGAUAAAUUUCGCCAACAACACCCAUUGACUUUCCACUGCCAUUAUGAGCCUUACCUUAAGCAGAUUUUAGGUGGAGAGGAAAAUGUGUUGAUCAAAGGAAAGCCUUUAAGGUUUGGUCUAACAUCGGGAACUACCGGCCAGCGAAAGAUGAUUGUGACAUCUAAGAGCCGCAUUCUCCUGUUUAUAUUGAAAUUUGUUCCCAUAGGACAACGAAUACUGCGUAAGAGUAUUUUGCCAUCAUUUUCGCCUCUCCUAAAGACAUGCUAUGUCUACACCCACACUCAACCAAAGGACCCUUGUCCUGGAAUCACAAUGGGACCAACAACAAUGCUAAACCUACCUGAUCUUCUAUAUCGCCUACAGUAUAGUACACCUCCUGCAGGGAUGCGAUUAACCAAUGAGAGACAAGCUACAUAUGUUCAUCUGCUCUUUGCUCUUCGAGAUCCUGACCUUCAAGCAAUCUUUACCAUUUUUGCAGCCUCUCUAUAUAACACCUUCAAGAUCCUAGAAGAAGAGUGGCCUUGUCUUGUGAAUGACAUGCGAGAAGGUUGUAUCAGUGACAGUAUCAAUCUUGAUCAUGAAGUAAAAAUCAGUUUGGAGAAAGAGCUCCAUCCUGAUCCAAAGAGGGCUGAUGAGUUAGAGGCAGAAUUCAAGAAGGGCUUUUAUGAUAUCACAAGACGUAUUUGGCCGAGGAUGACCAGUUUAUGGGGAGUGUCUUCUGGGUCUAUGACAGUCUAUGAAGACAUUCUCAAGGUCAAAUUCAUUGGAGAUCUCCCCAUUGUGUCAAUGAUCUACAACUCUACAGAAUGUCUUCUUGGGGUUCUGCAUGGAGGAGCCAAGAGGACAGAAUACAUCCCAUUCCCUGGAGAUGUCUUUUAUGAAUUCAUUCCAGUUGAGAACUGCUCUCAAGAACAACCUGAUACUCUUCUAGCUGAAGAAGUGAUGUUAGGUUCUUACUAUGAGGUUGUUAUCACAAACAUUGAUGGUCUGUAUCGCUACAGAAUGGGAGAUGUUGUCAAAGUGACUGGAUUCUACAACAAGACACCUCUUCUGGAAUAUGGACAUAGAGUUGGUGAUGUAUUAGACAUGCAUGGGGAGCGGACACCAGAGAUAAUAAUCAAGGCUGCUCUUCAAGAAGCCCUUACCAAGUAUGCUACCUUCCAUCUUGUAGACUUCACUUGUGUGGAAAGUGAUAUAUUGAGAAAAUGUACAGGUGGAAGUGAUGAAGGAAUUUCUAACCAUUACUCAGUGAUUGCUGAAUUGGAUGUAGUGGAUGGUCAAAUAGAGAAUCUUAAUAACCUAAAAAAGCUUGCAUUAGAUGUUGAUCUGGCUUUGUGUGAUCUAUCAAGUGCUUAUUCUGAUUGCAGAGACAGGGAUCUCCUACAACCUCUGCUACUCAUUCUUGUUAGACCAGAUACAUUCAGAGAAUUUAGAUACCUUCUCUCCUCUAAGUCCAACGGCUCAACCAUGCAAGUCAAGGUACCCAAAGUAUUGGGAAAUGAUGAGUUUAUACAAUUCUUUUUACAAAGAAAAUUGGAGGAAUAAACCUCAGAAGUAAUUAAGAAAGUCAAAGUUGACAUAAUUGUGUAGUAUUGAAAAAAAAUUAUUUGUGUCUCAAAUUGUAGUAGUAGUAGAAGGUUUGUGUCGCUAAACUUCAAAGUCUCGAAUUUCCAGUCUCUAGUUUCCAAAAUUGCAAUGGGAAUUAGUUGUUAGAGACUUUUGCUUGUCAUUGCUUUAUAGCCGCUCUUGUCUUACAAAUUUGCGAAACCUUUCUGUCAUGCACUUAAAACACUAAUACUCUAAUGCCAUUGAAAUCAUCUAAUGAAAAAAAGGAAAUGACAUUGCCAUUUUGCAAGCUCGUAAUUCCUCUUUUAGAAAUAGAUUGGGGCAAAUGUGCUUUCUCUUUCCUCAGAUAAUCGAAGCUAGCUUUAAAAAAUUAUUGAACUUGUCCAUUUAACGAUUAUGAAAGGAUAUGUACUUUUGGUACAAAUGGUUGUGAGUUGGUAUGAAAAAUAUCUUGCCUCCUGCGAUUAAUAUAGAACUUAACUUAAAGUUAAAAACAUGAAUAAAUUGAAUGAAACAAACAAAGCUAUGACGACAAACAUUUUCCAAAAUUUGAGUUAAAAACAUCCUUUAAUACUAAUAAGAGGAGCGAUAAAUUUGAUGGGGUUAUACAUAGAUGUCAAGGUCGAUCUACUCGAAGUAGUAGGAGUAAGAGUAGUAGUAUUGAAGUAGUAAUUAGUAGUAGUAGAAGUAGUUGUAGUAGUAGUAGUAGUAGUUGUAGUUGUAGUAGUAGUAGUUGUAGUAGUAGUAGUAGUAGUAGUAGUAGUAGUAGUAGUAGUAGUAGUAGUAGUAGUAGUAGUAGUAGUAGUAGUAGUAGUAGUAGUAGUAGAAGUAGUAGUAGCAGAAGUAGAAGUAGUAGCAGUCAUAGUAGCAGCAGAAGAAGUAGUAGUAGCAGCAAAAGUAGUAGUAGUAGCAGUAGUAGUAGUAGUAGAUGAAGUAGUAGUAGUAGUAGUAGUAGUAGUAGCAGUAGUACGUAGAGUAGUAAUGCCCUUUCCCGAAACACAAAUAAUCGGUAAGAUACAAGUAAGCAGUGAACAAUAAUUGACCUGUAGAGAUAUUGACAGCAGACUUUUCCAUGAAUAAAAAUAAAUUUGCAAAUCAAAUUACUGGUAAGGCAACUUGUCAAAAGUCUGUGCCACAUGUUGCUUUUUAUUGCAGCUUUCCUGCAGUCCCCAUCCUUUCAUCUACAUGGUGACUAAUGAUUUGUAAUGAAAAGCUACUUGCAGGAUUCCUGCACAAUAGACACCACUCUGACUUUUGACAAAGUGCCUAUUUAAAGUACCCAGUGACAGCACAUUUAUGAAAAUUGGCUACCAUUCUUUUUUUACAUUGAAAUUACUAAAAUAUAAUCUAAGGUUAAAGUGAUAACUUUCAAUAAAUUAAACACCUACAAAUGUGUUAUAUUUUGUAUGUAUACUGUUUGGUUUGUCUCUUAAACCAAUAUGUUAAGUGGAGUCAAAGUGCAGCAAUAUUUCAUAUUAUAUAUAUGUAAUUGAAUUUUUGGUAUUUUUCAUUCAUUUUUAUAUUCAUUGACUCACAUAUUUUAUAUGUAAAAUAAUUGUAUUGGUUCAUAAAUCCAACUGGGUGACAUUCGUAUUUGCUUCAAUGUGAUAAAACUUUUUAUAAACUGAUUCUGAUUUAAUUUUAUUUGGCUGCUCUUCCAAACAGGUUUUCAAAUAUGUUAUUCUUACAUUUCUAACAUACAAGAUUAUUGGUGAUCAUUUAUCAAUCAGUUGGUGAAAAUGUUCAAAAGGUAUUAUAAUUUUUUUUGCCAUUAGGGCUUUCAAAAAAUUGGUGCUAUUUUUCUAUUGGAAAAAAACAACAACAUAAAAAUGUAUUUUAUGGUUAAGUGUGUGAGCCUAUUUUCAUUGAAAUUUGAUGUUACCUAUGUCAAGUUUGUAAAUAAAUAUGAAUCAAUGCCAUGUAAA
Messenger RNA from Lytechinus pictus (painted urchin), 3759 nucleotides. RefSeq lists its product as uncharacterized. Gene Ontology annotation, cellular component: cytoplasm. Gene Ontology annotation, molecular function: acid-amino acid ligase activity. The record is from RefSeq and is a predicted model, not a curated record. Bases 116 to 1813 code for a protein of 565 amino acids. Lineage: Eukaryota; Metazoa; Echinodermata; Echinoidea; Temnopleuroida; Toxopneustidae. The transcript has 6 exons.